Populus euphratica (Euphrates poplar) is the source of this 3202-nucleotide messenger RNA. RefSeq names its product nuclear poly(A) polymerase 4-like. Gene Ontology annotation, cellular component: nucleus. NCBI's taxonomy places the organism in Eukaryota, Viridiplantae, Streptophyta, Magnoliopsida, Malpighiales, Salicaceae. Gene Ontology annotation, biological process: RNA 3'-end processing. Gene Ontology annotation, molecular function: RNA binding; poly(A) RNA polymerase activity. The record is from RefSeq and is a predicted model, not a curated record.
CCGAAGUCCAAACACUCCCUUAGCCCACCGAUCCCUCCCCCCCUAAUCGAUUCCCACCCUCCCUCUCAAUUUUUUAUUUGACUUUUUCUCCGGAUCUCAAAAAUUCCCAUUCUUAUUAACUUCAAUUCAGGGUUUUUAAGUAAAAAAGGAAAAAAAAAUCAACAGAUUAGGGUUUUUUUCCCCUAAUCUUUUUAUUAUUUCAAUUUUGUGUUUUAUUUAAUUUGCUCGGGGGAAUCGGAAUGGUGGGUUCUCAGAGCCCAAACAGAACUGCGGCGAAGAGGUACGGAAUAAUGAAACCAAUCUCCGUCGCGGGUCCUACUGAACCUGAUCUCCAUCGAAAUGCGGAAUUAGAGAAGUUUUUGGUUGAUUCGGGUUUAUACGAGAGCAAAGAAGAGGCUAUGAAGAGAGAAGAGGUUCUGGGCCGUAUCGAUCAGAUUGUGAAAGACUGGGUUAAGCGAUUGACGCGUCAAAGGGGAUAUACUGAUCAGAUGGUAGAGGAAGCCAAUGCUGUUAUUUUUACUUUCGGGUCUUAUCGUCUUGGGGUGCAUGGUCCUGGGGCUGACAUAGACACCUUGUGUGUUGGACCAUCAUAUGUGAAUCGAGAGGGAGACUUCUUUAUUGUCUUGCAUGAUAAGCUGGCUGAGAUGGAAGAAGUUACUGAACUUCAGCCAGUUCCAGAUGCUCAUGUCCCAGUUAUGAAGUUUAAAUUCCAGGGAAUAUCAAUUGACCUUCUCUAUGCAAGUAUAUCCCUUUUGGUUGUUCCAGAAGACCUGGACAUCUCCAAUGGGUCUGUGCUCUAUGAAGUUGAUGAGCAAACUGUUCGAAGUCUAAAUGGGUGCAGGGUUGCUGAUCAAAUUCUUAAACUUGUUCCAAAUGUUGAGCACUUUCGGGCAACACUCAGAUGUCUGAAGUUUUGGGCUAAAAGGCGCGGUGUUUAUUCAAAUGUUACUGGUUUCCUUGGUGGAGUAAACUGGGCUCUUCUAGUUGCUCGAGUGUGCCAGCUUUAUCCUAAUGCAAUUCCUAGUAUGCUAGUCUCUCGGUUCUUCAGAGUCUAUACACAAUGGCGUUGGCCGAAUCCUGUGAUGCUAUGCUCAAUAGAAGAAGAUGCGCUUGGGUUUCCUGUGUGGGAUCCUCGCAAAAAUCCUCGAGACCGGUUUCAUCAUAUGCCAAUAAUAACUCCUGCAUAUCCUUGCAUGAAUUCUAGCUACAAUGUGUCUACAAGUACUCUUCGUGUUAUGACAGAGCAAUUCCAAAGUGGUAACAGGAUAUGUGAGGAGAUUGAGCUGAACAAGGCACAGUGGAGUGCUCUUUUUGAGCCUUAUCUUUUCUUUGAGGCAUACAAAAAUUACCUGCAAGUUGACAUAGUUGCAGCAGAUGCUGUUGAUUUGUUAGCUUGGAAAGGCUGGGUAGAGUCUCGGCUUAGACAACUUACCUUGAAGAUAGAGCGGGACACCGAUGGGAUGCUGCAGUGCCAUCCUUAUCCAAAUGAGUAUAUAGAUCCGUCCAAGCAAUGCGCACAUUGUGCUUUCUUCAUGGGUUUGCAGAGGAAAGAGGGAGUGACUGGCCAGGAGGGCCAGCAAUUUGAUAUACGGGGAACAGUUGAUGAGUUUAGGCAAGAUAUAAACAUGUACUUGCCUUGGAAACCAGGGAUGGAUAUAUAUGUCUCUCAUGUUCGUAGAAGACAGCUUCCGGGCUUUGUUUUCCCUGAUGGGUACAAGCGUUCUCGACCAUCACGACAUAUGAACCAACAGACUAACAGGACUAGUGAAGAUGUUGCAAGAUCCCUGUCUGGGUCUGCUGAGAGACAUGUUAAGAGGAAAAAUGAUUGUGAAAUGGCAGAUUUGAAGCCAGUUAAACCAGAGAAACGGGCAUCUACAAGCCCACAAAGACUGCAGUCUGUUUCUCCUUCUAGUAGUGCUGGUAGGUCUGGUGUGACGUCUCUGGCUGGUUCCUGUGAAGGGGUUAUAUUAGGGUGUUCAACCAUUGGGGACAUUGUUAGCAACUGCGAGGAUGUUGCUAGCAACUCCGAGGUUAGGUCAACUAGUGGGCAGUUGGAGAGUGAAAAAGGUGAUUUGGGGGAUGCUAGGCAGCUGGGUGUGACUGUCUAUCAGGAGUCACCCUUAAAUCAGCAGACCUCAAUGGACGUACAUGAUUCACCAAUAGUUAGGAAUGAGCUAGAACCAGCUGAUCAUAUGAAUGGCUCAGAGCCAAUGGGAUUGAUGUUUGAUCCAAUUACAAAGCAGGAGUUGGUCAGUUCACAUGAAGUGCCAAAUUUUGAAACUGGGGAAAAACAUAAGGAGGUUGGCGUGAAUGAGAAAAUUGAGGAUUUGGGGUCAAAUUUCUUGGAGAAUGGAUCUUCAAGGAAACUGAUGAAUUGGGUUGGGGGUGCUAGUCGAGGCAUGGAGGUUGACCAAGAACUUGUCAAACCAUGUAGUCAGACAGCUGUUGUAGAAUUUGCUGAAAGUGUUAUAAGUUCACAUUCUGGCUCUCAGAACCUCAACUACGAGGGUAAUGUGUGUGCUGUGGAUGCGGAUUCACUUCUGGAAAGUGGAUGUUUGAAUGUGAGUGGAUGAGUAUUAUUGCAGAACGGCUUGCCAGAAGAAUUAGAGCCGAAGACUGCAAUUGGGAAAGUUUUAAAUUCUCAAGAUGGUGCUAGGUCAGAAUCUUUGCAGAAGCCAGUGAUAAGGUUGAGUCUGAAGUCAUCUGCGUAGCAUUGGGCAAGGGGGAACACUGUAAUGUAAUCACUGUUUAUAAAGGAAAGGACCAGCAACUUGGUAAGUUAAACAUUAAUUGCUGGCUUUCGUUGCGGGUGUCUUGGUGUGUGUUUGGCACUACCGUGUGGACUGGGACAGGUCAGCCAUCAAUUAAACUGUGAAUAGCUCAGUGGUUUGGCCAAGUUUUGGGUGUGAGUUCCUUUGCUGCGUUUGGCAGAAGCUGUAAACUUCCUGGUGCCAAGAAGCUGUUGAGCAUGCCGGUGCUUUGAAGACUUUGUGCAUUAUUAUCGAGUUGUAUUUGUUGUUUCCUUGUAGGCGUGGGGAAUUCACUUAGGCAGUCCUUCCGCAGGUGGGUGAGGAUAGUUUCCUGCCAAUGAAAUGUCUAUUUGGAAUCAACAAUACUGCAAAUAAGAUCAAUUUGGUUAUGUGAUUUGUAAAGGUUUUUUUGUCUGUAUACUCGACUUCUUGUAUGUAAGUUUAUUUAGGAA